GUUAGGUUGACUCUGAGGCUCUUCACAUUGAGUGAGAUGAGAUUCUCAGAUGAAACGUCAAGUCAUCCACGCACUCCCAGAGCUUCUCCAACUCGCUAUCUCUAGCCUGGUCUGCUUUGACUUGGCCUUUGCUCUGAGCACAGGCUCCCAGAGUGAUCCUUGCCCCUGACCCAAGUCUACCCGCUGCACAGCCCCCCGAGAUGUGCCAAGCAUCACGGUGGGACUUGAGUGAUCCUAAAUCCCCAAGCUGCACGAAUGCAGAAUGCAGAAUCCAGCAUCAGAUAUGUGGUGCUGGUGCCUUGGACUCGAAUCCACUGCUGAGUCUCCGUCCAAGGUCCCACAUCUGCUGCUACAGAGCUUUUAUUGACGAUGCCACUGCUCUUCUUUAAUGUCUCGAGAGUUUCUUGCCGUCGACGCGGCGUACUAGCAUCUUGAAGUGGAAUCGGGCUAAUCGGAAGAAAUGUCAAUGCAUUACAGAUGCAGAUAUGGUCCACUAUCGAGCCAAGAACGUACAGUACUUGGCAAAUGAGGGCUGGCUGCUGCAAAUUGUAACCCUCUGUAGCAUGUGAACCAACAGGUUAAGAGCUAUCGAGGAUCUAGUAUCAGCAACGCAGCAUUGAACCAGUGAGGAAUGAUACCCCAUUGCUGGACUUGGAGUAUUUGGUCCCUACAGUUCACUCUCCCCAAAGGGUCUCCAAUCCAUGAUGGUCGGGGACUUGUUCUUAAUUGAAACAGGAUUUAGAAUCUGAAUCAGCCCUAACGAUUUGGAGAAGGGACCGGGCAUGCUAUGGUUCCCUUUCUUUUGUCGUCACCAUACAGCAUAAACGAGCCAGACACAGACAGACAAGGCCACACUGGACAGGCCUUGAUCGAGGAAUCCUACAACCCCAGAAUCCUAACUCCAGAAAGAGGCAUAUCUCCAUUCGAUCCAAGGGUUGAGGAGGUCAGGUGCAGCCAUGGCCCACAGCUAGAGGCUCCUGCAACCCAUUCGGGAUUGGGAUUGGGUACUUGUCAUUUCGAGGUCUCGAGUCCAAAUGAGCGAUGUCGGUCGUUUAAGGUACAAGACUGUACCAAAUUGAAUCACCAUGACGCUACUUCAGAGUGCAAAAUAGCCAAGAAAUGCCGCUCUAGUGACGACUGAGCCGUG
This is a messenger RNA of Fusarium odoratissimum NRRL 54006, 1147 nucleotides long. RefSeq lists its product as uncharacterized. NCBI's taxonomy places the organism in Eukaryota, Fungi, Ascomycota, Sordariomycetes, Hypocreales, Nectriaceae. The record is from RefSeq and is a predicted model, not a curated record. The transcript has a single exon. Bases 788 to 1141 code for a protein of 117 amino acids.